AACACGUGAGCCUCAUGUGACAGAGGUAGGUCAGGCGAAGCGGAGAGUCAGAGGGUUUAUUUAACUCGUCGCUCUGUCCUCCCCCACUUUCCCAACGCGCCACCAACAGGGUUGCCUUCUUUCCGCGGCACGAUCGCGGCGCAUGGGAAUCGCAUGGACUAACUUUUCACACGCAAAAUAAUCUUUACGUUAGCACGACAAGUAGUAAAUAUAAUGAGAAAUUAAUCCGUUACCGUUGUGUUGUUGUUUUUUUUUGGAAGCAUUUUAGUGCAUUUCACUAACUGCUUUUGCCAACUUGUUUCAUCACGAGUAAAUAAAUGCGUUUUUAUUUGUGACUGCAUUGGAGAAGUACCUCGGCUUUCCUGCGUAAUUGGAGAAGAAAAGAAAAAAACCAACAAUGGAGCGAAUUCCAAGCGCGCAACCGCCUCCUCUGUCCAAACACCAGGCUGAUCUGUCAGACGUGCAGGGGAUGGAUUUCCCGAUGUAUGUUUAUAAAGCCAGAAGAGGACUGAAGAGAGGAGAGGAGAGCAAGGACACCUACAAGCUGCCUCACAGACUUAUUGAGAAGAAAAGGCGUGACCGGAUAAACGAGUGCAUCGCUCAGUUGAAAGAUUUAUUACCCGAGCACCUGAAACUCACUACUCUGGGCCAUCUGGAGAAGGCUGUGGUUUUAGAGCUUACGCUCAAGCACGUGAAAGCCCUCACCUCUCUUCUGGAGCAACAGCAGCAGAAGAUCCUUGCUCUGCAGAAUGGCAUGCAAAUUGAGCAUUCUUCUGUCAACCAGGAGAAGUCAGAGGAGCUGUUCUGCUCUGGCUUCCACAUGUGUGCCAAUGAGAUGCUUCGGUAUCUGGGCAAUCAUGAGACCGAUGGAGACUUCACACCAUCCCAUGUGAUCAAUCACCUUCACAAGUUAGCUGCAGAAGUGCUGCAAAGUCCGGUCCGACCCCACACUCCUCUCAGCCCUCAACCUGAGGAAAUCCCUGCCUACCACCAGAACCAACCUCACAAGGAGAUGCCCGCCAGCUUACCCCCGAAACCCAGGGAGGGCUAUGGGAGGAACUGUGUGCCUGUCAUCCAGCGGGCGUACGCUCCACUAAGCAGUGAGCAGAGUGGCAGUGAUACGGAUACUGACAGCGGCUAUGGGGGAGAGCUGGAGAAGACCGAAUCUGGGGCGCCACAGGGGUGUCCAGAUUACUACGGUCAGGAGAGCCAUCUGAAGCGAGCGCUGGGCGAGAAGCAGAGCUCCAGCAUCAAGCAGGAGGAUGACGAGCCAUGCUACAAACGACCCCGGGGAGAGUCGUCUGAGGAUGAGCUGCUCUCAGGUGGAGAAUCAUCAACAUCAUCGUCCUCUAGCGGUUAUGGCAAUUACAUGAGCAUAUCCCCCAACCAUCCAACUCCUCCACAUCCCCUCUGCAUGCCUUUCUACCUAAUUCCACCUUCUGCUACAGCCUACCUGCCAAUGCUUGAGAAAUGCUGGUACCCUGGGGCCGUGCCCAUGAUUUACUCUGGCUUGGGAGUCUCUGCAACCACCAUGUCCAGCGAAAGACCAUCUCCACCUCAGCUAGUGUUGUCUCCCAGGGGAGGCUCACCAGCCCCAGCCAUAGCCAUAUCUCAGACCCCCAUGGACUCCCCUGCCCUCCUUCAGGCACUAAAGCAGGUACCACCCCUCAACCUGGAAACCAAAGACUGAGAGAUAAGAGAACAGGGGUGAAGAGAUUAUCCUGUUCUAGUACCCAGGAGUAGAGACAGUAGUAGGAAUGAGAACAUGACUGAGCCUUUCCAUAAUCCAUCCUCAUUCCUGUCCUCUGUUCCUCAGCCAGGAGGUCAAACCGAAAACUAGAGGACUUGUAGAAAUAAUCAAGAGGAGAUGGAGGAGAGGCAACAUCUGUACACACUCGGAGGAUGCAAAGCUCUGGUUGAAUGUUAAAUGCUGGUAUUACAAAUGUAUCAUAUAAACUGGACCUGCGCACACACACACACACACACACACACACACACACACACACACACACACACACACACACACACACACUUGGUUGAAUGUAAAGAAAGAUACUUUUUAGACGCUGCUGUUAAAGUAUAAACGCUGAUCACACUGAUGCAUCUCACUUGUAGCUUUUGCAAUAGAGACAUGCCAUCUUUGUACUUUAGAAAGUGUUGCACCAAAUGUUAGCGGUAAUAUUCAAAAAGUUUGUUCCCUUAGGUCACGAUGACUGGCACCAUAACAUACAAGGGUUUCCUUAAGUGUGUACAGACAAGGGUACACCAAAUGCACAGAUGAAGGAAUGGGCCACCACAUGAACACACUGAAUGAGAAGUCUUGUUUUUCAUUGACAAACAUACAGUUAAGAAGGCUUUUCUGUAAUUAUUGUUCAUAGACUUCUUGUACAUUUCUAUUUUUGAUACCUGUUCUCGCACUCUGCCUCUCCGGAAGGAUAGAAAGUGGGCAGAGUGUGGACAAUUGUACGUUGUGUACUCAGAAACUGUGUACAUACUGUAGCACUGUGCUGGACCUGCAUACUCAACAUCUGUUUCUGCUCAAGUCAAACCUGGUGUUUGUUCUUGCUGUUGCCUUUUACUUGUGAAAAGCUGAUAAAUCUCAGAUGUUUAUUCUCUGUACUAUGUAUGAAUACUGGAGUCAAAGGAGUGAGGAGGAGAGAAGGUAAUGAAUGUAAAAGUUUUACCCGAAGACUAGUUUUCUAUAGAAAGAGGUACUUGAGAUUUUAUAUUUUAGGACCUACAUGAAAGUUGUUUGAUGUACAUAUUUUGUCUAUAAAUGUUGGUAUACAUUAUAUAAGUGUAUUAAAGUAUUUUUCUUUCCCGUGGAAAA
Molecule: messenger RNA, 2830 nt
Organism: Perca flavescens (yellow perch)
Lineage: Eukaryota; Metazoa; Chordata; Actinopteri; Perciformes; Percidae
Product: class E basic helix-loop-helix protein 40
Exons: 5
Coding region: 398-1690 (430 amino acids)
Biological process (GO): regulation of DNA-templated transcription
Molecular function (GO): protein dimerization activity; DNA binding
Source: RefSeq, a predicted model, not a curated record